Messenger RNA from Branchiostoma floridae (Florida lancelet), 1209 nucleotides. RefSeq names its product protein ANTAGONIST OF LIKE HETEROCHROMATIN PROTEIN 1-like. The transcript is spliced from 3 exons. Bases 1 to 1209 code for a protein of 402 amino acids. NCBI's taxonomy places the organism in Eukaryota, Metazoa, Chordata, Leptocardii, Amphioxiformes, Branchiostomatidae. The record is from RefSeq and is a predicted model, not a curated record.
AUGGCUGGCGAGGCGGAAGCCAUUAUGUUGCAGCAGGUGUUUUUCCUGCUACUCAUGAUUUUCAAUCAGAGGCGCCAACGUAUGCAGCGUAGGAGGCGGCUGAGGAGGUUCGUAAGGGACAGACGAGUCCUUGGGCUCAACCCAGCCGCAUUAGCCGCUGCGAUUGUCAUCGCACAGGGUGGCCCCCAGAUUUACAGAUCAGUCUGGACCAGGGAACGCAGUCAUCAUUGGUUUCAGCACAUUGUGUUGGAGACAUAUACGGACAUAGAUUUCUACAGGCGCUUUAGAAUGAGGAAAGCUAUUUUCCGGUUCAUCGUGACGGACCUCCAGCACGUCCUUCACCGCAGCGACACCAGGUUGCGAGCCGCCAUCCCAGUACCACAACGUAUCGCCAUAGCCUUAUACUGGUUAGCGUCUGGAGAUCUUCUGAGGACCGUGGCAGAUCUAUUUGGUGUUAGUGCGGCCUCCGUGUGUCAUGUUGUCCAUGAUGUGUGUCAAGCCAUAGUCGACGUGUUGUUGCCAAGGUACCUUACCUUUCCCUCGGGAGAAAGACUGCGGGAAACGGUACAGGGAUACGGGGAGAAGUGGGGGUUUCCACAAUGUGCAGGGGCAGUGGACGGAUCCCACAUAGCUAUCAAAGCCCCAGUGGACGGCCGCACUGACUUCUUCAACCGGAAGGGGUAUUACUCCAUCAUCCUGCAAGGGGUAGUCGACCACUUGUUCACUGACAUAAAUGUUGGCUGGCCGGGGAGCGUUCAUGACGCCCGUGUGCUGCGCAACUCUUCCAUCUUUGAACGAGCUGAAAGAGGAACAUGUACCAACAUCCCCGCUGUUAUCUUGGGUGAUGCGGCGUAUCCCCAUCUACCAUGGUUGAUGAAGGCCUAUCCAGACAAUGGGCAUCUCACUCGAGAGCAGCUGAUCUUCAAUUACCGUUUGAGUCGCGCCAGAAUGACGGUGGAGUGUGCUUUUGGGCGACUCAAGGGCAGGUGGCGGUGCUUGUCGAAACGUUUAGACGUUGAUCUAGACCACGUGCCAACCGUAGUAACAGCGUGUUGUGUUUUACAUAACGUGUGUGAGGUUCACGGCGAGCAUUUCGACGACCAGUGGCUCGUCCCGGCUGACGACCGACAAGUACCAAUGCAACGGUGCCAGGCCGUGCCAAAUGCAUCCAGAGACGCCCUGGCCAGGCUGUUUGUUGACGAAGAAUAA